UUUGCCGGGACCAUCUGUCGCCAUCCGGGGCCCGCUGUGGCCAUCGCAGGUCGUUGAAAAUGGCCAAGUUUAUGACCCCCGUGAUCCAGGACAACCCCUCCGGCUGGGGUCCCUGUGCCAUUCCCGAACAGUUCCGGGACAUGCCGUACCAGCCCUUCAGCAAAGGGGACCGGCUGGGCAAGGUAGCAGACUGGACGGGUGCCACUUACCAAGAUAAGAGGUACACAAAUAAGUACUCAUCUCAGUUCGGGGGUGGGAGCCAGUACGCGUACUUCCACGAGGAGGAUGAGACGAGCUUCCAGCUGGUGGACACAGCGCGCACCCAGAAGACGGCCUACCAGCGCAACCGCAUGCGCUUUGCACAGAGGAAUCUUCGCCGAGAUAAAGACCGAAGGAACAUGCUGCAGUUCAAUCUGCAGACCCUGCCCAAGAGUGCCAAGCAGAAGGAGAGGGAACGCAUCCGGCUGCAGAAGAAAUUCCAGAAGCAAUUUGGAGUAAGGCAGAAAUGGGACCAGAAGUCACAGAAACCCCGGGACUCGUCCGUAGAAGUGCGGAGUGACUGGGAGGUGAAGGAGGAGAUGGAUUUCCCACAGCUCAUGAAGAUGCGCUACCUGGAGGUCUCAGAGCCACAGGACAUUGAGUGCUGUGGAGCCCUGGAGUACUACGACAAGGCUUUCGACCGAAUCACCACGAGGAGCGAGAAGCCACUACGCAGCAUCAAGCGCAUCUUCCACACGGUCACCACCACUGAUGACCCCGUGAUCCGCAAGCUGGCCAAAACCCAGGGAAACGUGUUUGCCACCGACGCCAUCCUGGCCACCCUGAUGAGCUGCACCCGCUCCGUGUACUCAUGGGACAUCGUGGUCCAGAGGGUCGGCUCCAAGCUCUUCUUUGACAAGCGGGACAACUCGGACUUUGACCUCCUAACAGUGAGCGAGACGGCCAACGAGCCCCCCCAGGACGAAGGGAAUUCUUUCAACUCACCCCGCAACCUGGCCAUGGAGGCCACGUACAUCAACCACAACUUCUCCCAGCAGUGCUUGCGAAUGGGGAAGGAGAGGUACAACUUCCCCAACCCGAACCCAUUUGUGGAGGACGACAUGGACAAGAAUGAGAUUGCAUCCGUCGCCUACCGGUACCGCCGGUGGAAGCUGGGAGAUGACAUCGACCUGAUCGUGCGCUGUGAGCAUGAUGGUGUCAUGACAGGCGCCAACGGGGAGGUGUCCUUCAUCAACAUCAAGACUCUCAACGAGUGGGACUCCAGGCAUUGCAAUGGCGUCGACUGGCGGCAGAAGCUGGACUCACAGCGGGGCGCCGUCAUCGCCACUGAGCUCAAGAACAACAGCUACAAGCUGGCGCGCUGGACUUGCUGCGCACUUCUGGCCGGCUCCGAGUACCUGAAGCUGGGCUAUGUGUCUCGCUACCACGUGAAAGACUCCUCGCGCCACGUCAUCCUGGGCACCCAGCAGUUCAAGCCCAAUGAGUUUGCCAGCCAGAUCAACCUGAGCGUGGAAAACGCUUGGGGUAUCCUGCGCUGUGUCAUCGACAUCUGCAUGAAGCUGGACGAGGGCAAGUACCUCAUCCUCAAGGACCCCAACAAGCAGGUCAUCCGCGUCUACAGCCUGCCCGAUGGCACCUUCAGCUCCGACGAGGAUGACGAGGAGGAGGAAGAAGAGGAGGAGGAGGAGGAAGAGGAAGAGGCUUAAACAACGCCUGGCGAAGUGGAGCUGCCAUUUGUCAUUCCACUCGUUCCCAGUCUGUGGGUGCUGGUCUGAUGCUAGCUCUGGGGCUCAGUUGAGGAAUAAAGAACGUGUCUGUUGA
Molecule: messenger RNA, 1821 nt
Organism: Suncus etruscus (white-toothed pygmy shrew)
Lineage: Eukaryota; Metazoa; Chordata; Mammalia; Eulipotyphla; Soricidae
Gene: EIF3D
Product: eukaryotic translation initiation factor 3 subunit D
Biological process (GO): translational initiation
Cellular component (GO): cytoplasm; eukaryotic translation initiation factor 3 complex
Molecular function (GO): translation initiation factor activity
Source: RefSeq, a predicted model, not a curated record